Molecule: messenger RNA, 5049 nt
Organism: Crotalus tigris (Tiger rattlesnake)
Lineage: Eukaryota; Metazoa; Chordata; Lepidosauria; Squamata; Viperidae
Gene: PRKD2
Product: protein kinase D2
Exons: 18
Coding region: 152-2737 (861 amino acids)
Biological process (GO): protein phosphorylation
Molecular function (GO): ATP binding; protein serine/threonine kinase activity
Source: RefSeq, a predicted model, not a curated record
GAGAGAGAAGGAGAGGAAGAGAGAAGGAGAGGAAGAGAGAGAAGGAGAAGGAGAGAGAGAGAGGGAGAGAAAGAGAGAGAGAAGGAGAGAGAGAGAGAGAGAAGGAGACGGAGAGAGGGCGGGGAAGGCAGCUGGGCCCGCGGGCGCCUGGAUGGCCUCCCUGCCCGCCGCCCCCGCGGGCGCUGCCACCUCCGCGGCCGCCCCCGAGUCGAUCCCGCCGGCCGCGCCCCCCGCCGGGGUCUCCUUCCAGCUGCAGAUCGGUCUGACCCGCGAGUACGUCCUGCUGCCCGCCGCCUGCGACCUCGCCCACGUCAAGCAGCUGGCCUGCUCCAUCGUGGACCAGAAGUUUCCCGAGUGCGGAUUCUACGGCCUCUACGAUAAAAUCCUGCUGUUCAAACAUGACUCCUCAACAGCCAACAUCCUGCAACUGGUCCGAGCCGCCUCUGACAUUCAGGAGGGGGACCUGGUGGAGGUGGUUCUCUCAGCCUCGGCUACUUUUGAGGACUUCCAGAUCCGUCCGCACGCUCUCAAUGUCCACUCGUACCGGGCCCCGGCCUUCUGCGACCACUGUGGAGAGAUGCUUUUCGGUUUGGUCCGCCAAGGCCUCAAAUGUGACGGUUGCGGCCUGAACUACCACAAACGCUGCGCCUUCAGCAUCCCCAACAAUUGCAGCAGCGCUAGGAAACGCCGCCUCUCGUCCACCUCGCUGGCCAACUCACAGUCCUUGCGGCUGUCAAUCACCGAAUCCUUGCCCUGCGCCCCGGACGAACUGAGUCGGUGUUCCACGGAGCUCUUUCCCCGCCGCCUGACCUCCUCCACCUACAUCGGCCGCCCCCUUGAGCUGGACAAGCUCUUCCUCUCCAAGGUGAAGGUGCCCCACACCUUCCUCAUCCACUCCUACACCCGCCCCACCGUCUGCCAGUACUGCAAGAAACUCCUCAAAGGCCUCUUCCGCCAGGGCCUUCAGUGCAAAGACUGCAAAUUCAACUGCCACAAGCGCUGCGCGACCCGAGUGCCCAAUGACUGUCUGGGAGAGACCUCCUUUAACGGUGGUGAUGUUUCUGUGGAAGAAUCGAGUGAUCUCAGCGAGGCGGAUAAGAACUCGCUCAUGGACGAGUCCGACGAUUCGGGGAUCAUCCCGGGAUCCCACUCGGAGAGUGAGCUGCGCAUGGACGAGGACGCGGACAGCCUCCAGAAGUCCCAGAGCUCCGUGGGGUACAUCCCCCUGAUGCGAGUCGUCCAGUCCGUCCGCCAGACCACCCGCAAGUCCAGCACGGCCCUGAAGGAAGGCUGGAUGGUGCAUUUCAGCAACAAGGACACCCUGCGGAAACGCCACUACUGGCGGCUGGACAGCAAGUGCCUCACCCUCUUCCAGAACAAGAGUAGCAACCGCUAUUACAAGGAGAUCCCGUUGUCGGAGAUUCUGGCCGUGGAGCCGGCUCAGGAUUUUUCCCUCAUGCCGUCCGGUGCCAAUCCUCACUGCUUCGAAAUCAUUACCGCCAACGCCACCUACUACGUGGGCGAGAAUGGCGCCCCCAGCAACCCGCAGCACGGCGGAGACAGCCUGGAACACGCCAAGGCCUGGGAGAUGGCCCUCCGCCAAGCCUUCAUGCCGGUCGUCCUGCAGGGGGUGCCAGCGGCCCAGGGACAGCCCCCCCACAGACAAGCGUCUUUGCGGAUCUCUGUGUCCAACAGCCAAAUCCAGGAGAACGUGGAUAUUGCCACCGUCUACCAGAUAUUCCCCGAUGAGGUCCUGGGCUCCGGGCAGUUUGGCGUGGUCUACGGAGGGAAGCACCGCAAGACAGGUCGGGAUGUGGCGGUGAAGGUCAUCGACAAGCUUCGUUUCCCCACAAAGCAGGAGAGUCAACUGCGCAACGAGGUCGCCAUCCUGCAGAGUUUGAGGCACCCUGGGAUUGUAAACCUGGAAUGCAUGUUUGAGACCCCGGAGAAAGUCUUUGUCGUGAUGGAGAAGCUCCACGGGGAUAUGUUGGAGAUGAUCCUGUCUUCGGAGAAGGGUCGGCUCCCAGAGAGACUGACCAAGUUCCUGAUCACCCAGGUCCUGGUUGCCCUCCGACAUCUGCAUUUCAAGAACAUCGUUCACUGCGACCUGAAGCCUGAAAACGUCCUCCUGGCAUCAGCCGAGCCUUUCCCCCAGGUGAAGCUGUGUGACUUUGGCUUCGCCCGCAUCAUUGGCGAGAAAUCCUUCCGCCGUUCGGUAGUGGGCACGCCGGCCUACCUGGCCCCCGAGGUCCUGCUCAACCAGGGCUACAACCGCUCUCUGGACAUGUGGUCGGUGGGCGUCAUCAUGUACGUCAGCCUGAGCGGCACCUUCCCGUUCAACGAGGACGAGGACAUCAACGACCAGAUCCAGAACGCCGACUUCAUGUAUCCGCACAACCCCUGGCGGAAGAUUUCGGUUGGAGCCAUCGAUCUGAUCAACAACCUGCUCCAGGUGAAGAUGAGGAAACGUUACAGUGUGGAUAAAUCACUCAGCCACAGUUGGCUACAGGAUUACCAGACCUGGCUGGACCUCCGGGAGCUGGAGAGCCGGAUGUUCGAGCGCUACAUAACCCACGAGAGCGACGACGCCCGUUGGGAGCAGUUUGCCGCGGAGCACCGCCUGCAGUACCCGGAGCAUCUGCGCGUUCGCCGGCUGCGGGAGGAGGAAGAGUCCAGAGAGCAAGAAGAGGAGGAGAUGGAGGUGCAGGGCUUAGCCGAGCGGGUCAGCGUCCUCUGAAGGCCUGUGACCGGGCGGGCAGGACGAAGGGCAACGCAACUGGACGAGGACCUUGACUGGAGCAACCCUGGCCGCUCACUGAAUUCGCACUCGCCACCUCCCCCAUCGUCUCUUUUCCGGGAGGUUGGAAAAACAAGAAACGGAACCUGUCAGAUCUUUGCAAGGAGAGUUUUGGCUGCUCGAAGGUCGGCAUCGCUAAGAGCCACGUUAAAGGAGACCCACAAGGGGCAAGGUAAUCGUGCACAAUGGGUAGAGUCAACCUGGCCCUUGGACGGAGCCCUGCUUCCGUUGUCUCCUCCCCUUUUUCAGGGCUGGGAUGGGGGACUUGCUUUGCACGUUGCAUUAGCCCAAGGGUAGGCAACCUUGGCUCUUUUAUGACUCAUGGAUUCCAACUCCCAGAAUUCCUGAGUCAUCUAUGCUGACUCAGGAAUUCUGGGAGUUGAAGUCCAUGAGUGAUAAAAGAGCCGAGGUUGCUUAUUAGCCCAUUUUGAGUGUUUGGCUAAAAAAGGUUCAUGCAAAAGUAGCCAGUUUUCUUGAGCUAGGACCGAUGGGGGCUACAGGUUGUGUCCCCUCCCACCCAGGGAUGCAGAGGAAGCUUUGGGGAGGUAUGGAGGUUGAGGAAGAGGAAUCGGGACUGUUUCACAGUGGAAACAGCCUCAAAACCGAUGGCGGUGCUCUCUUUGAUGAAGAUUCCUGGUUGAAUGAAGGUUUCUUUGGGGGAGAGGGGGUCUAAUCCAGGGGUCUCCAAACGGGGCCACUUUAAGACUCGUGGACUUCAACUCCCAGCGUUCCUCAGCCGGAAACAUGCAGCAGGCAGAAACACGACGGCUGAGGAAUGCUGGGAGUUGAAGUCCACGAGUCUUAAAGUGGCCCCAUUUGGAGACCCCUGAUCGAAUCAAUCUGAGUGGGAAUUGCUCUCUUUGAUCGCUGAAUCGGUGUUUCCUCAAACUUGGCUGCUUUAAGCAGGAUGGACUUCAACUCCCAGAAUUCCCCAGCCAGCUGAAUUCUGGGAGUUGAAGCCCACCCCUCUUAAAAUGGUCCAGCUUUAGAAAUCUUGCUUUUAACGGACUGGCAGAGAGGGAAUUGUCAAGCGGGCAAAAAUUCAUGCAGGCAGCCUUCAAAGUAGGACUCAACGUUGAGGGAGGCAGAAACAGAAAUCGACCCCCCUCGUAUAGCCCCCCCCUCCAAAAUCCCUGCUCCUUCCUCUAUGCCUCCCAAGGGCACGUCGGCUUUCCAAAGUGGACCGUUUGAAACAGGCCAGCGCCACCAAAGACUGGCUCCUUGUGCACCAGACAAAGCUACCUUCUCUUCCAGCGUGGAGUGGGCCAACGUCUUUGCCUCCAAACCACAUGGGCUGGCCAAAAUCCAUGCGCCGGAAGGGAGAGGAAGAAAGCCCAGGGGAGGUGGGGGGAAGAGAUGCUGUGUGGUUCAUUUCUCUUUGAAAGAUUCAAAUCCCACUCUGCACAUCCGGUGAAGGAUUAACCCCAUAAUUUUUUUUUGACGGGACAGGAAUUCUCCGUCUAAAGCAGGGGUUCUCAACCUGUGGGUCGGGACCCCAUUUGGGGUCGAACGACCAUUUCACGGGGGUCGCCAAACCAUGCUGUCCUCCAUUUUUUUCCCUUUUCCCUAGCUGUCCUACUCCCUCUUAUUGGUGGCCACACCCACUUGGGGGUCACCACAAUAUGGGGAACUGUAUUAUGGGGUCACAGCAUUAGAAAGGUUGAGAACCACUGAUCUAAAGCUUUCCAUGAUGGUCAGCUAGAAAUAUUUUUGCCCCCAGCCAGGCUGAUGGGAAUGGUAGUCUCACCUCGCUGGAAGAACAGUAGCAGUUUGCAGGCCUCUGGGUUUCUCUGGGAAGGAGAAAUAUGUGGGUUUGAGGUUGUUUGCAUAACGCAAACCAAGAUGGGAUUUCCCCCCCUCUUCCCACCAAGAUUUCAGCCCCUCCCUAUUGGCGUUUAUUAGAUUAAAGGUCCGUCUCUCCUCUUCUGCUAUUAAAUUUGGCCAACAUCCUUCUGCUGAAGCUUACUGAUUCCAACCCCCCCACUCCCCACCCGGCACUUAACUGGAUUCACAACUACCACCAAAUUUCUGGUUUGCUCAUUAGAGUUUGUGGAAUAAACCACCAUUGAUUGGUCAAUGGGAAAGAGUCGGUUUUGAUAUGGGGCGGUCUCUGAUGUGGCCACUUCCUAGCAACUGGGCUUGCUUUGAAGAGGCAGCUUACCCCGGACAAUUGUUUAUACCCUGAAAUGUCUAUUUUUUUUUUUUAAAUAGCCUGAACGUUGUGUUGUAUAUAAAAAUACAUUUAAAUCCUA